This is a messenger RNA of Ictalurus furcatus (blue catfish), 2114 nucleotides long. It is a transcript of the gene lmo4b, whose product is annotated as LIM domain only 4b. The record is from RefSeq and is a predicted model, not a curated record. Bases 1252 to 1749 code for a protein of 165 amino acids. Lineage: Eukaryota; Metazoa; Chordata; Actinopteri; Siluriformes; Ictaluridae. The transcript is spliced from 4 exons.
ACUGUGGUCUGAUCUGCUUUAUCUUCCUCCCCUCCUUCUCAUUCAUCUGCUCUGAGAUGUGAUCAGCACUGAGGUAUUGCUAAAAGAGCCUCCACUAAUGGGCUUUAGACUGAAUGCACAUCUCUCUCUCUCUCUCUCUCUCUCUCUCUCUCUCUCUCUCAUUACCUUUCAGUAAAUAGUUACGCUCAGACUGGAGAAUGAAAUCGGAGAAGAUUAAAGUGGAUGAAAAUUGCGCCGAUUAGUUGGGAAGGAGGUGAAGGGGAAGAAGCGCGCGCGUCGGGUGCAAGCGCAAUGCGCAGGCGCGGAACGCUGCGCGAGCGCGAUCGCCUCUGAUAGGGGAAUAAUGGACUUUAACAAACUGUACGCCUCUGCAGGAUGCACAGAAUUAGUUUUUUUUUAUUCCAACCACAUUGCUGAAUACAACAACAACAACAACAACAACAAAUCCCUACAGUGUUUAAUGAACUCCCAGAGUGUUGAAGUAAUUCUUACAGUAUUUUAGUGCUUAUCAGCACUGUUUAUUUGUACUGCUGGUGUUAAUACAACACACUUUUGUUCUGCUGUGUACCAAACAGAACUCACCCAAUCCAAUAUGUACGCUUGUGAAUGGCUCAUGCAACUUUAAUAACGGCCAUGAUCUGCUCCGGCUCCAUUCGCAAUAACACACUCUUAGCCAGAGAGAAAACAUUGACCCGGCAUGAAGAAUGGCUCAGCUCAGGGUAAUGUGCCAUUUAAAAGCAAUUUAAGGAGCUCGACAAAAGCCAUGCAGCGCCUCUUUAAUUGUUCCAGCAGCCCCAAUGUUAUCAGGCGAGCAGACAUUCAUCACCAAAGAGCCGACCUCAGCAUUUAGAUAAGGAUCAAGGGCAGAUUAGUGCUUCAAACGAGGUUGAGAUACGGACGUGCGUUAUGACAUCCAAAAAGGUCCUUACAAUCCAAAUGAUCUGUAAAGAGGCAUCACUUUGGAUCAGGUUAUAUGGUGAAACGUAAACUGGUGAAAGUUAGGACACAAGUUCUUAAAAUCAGUUUUAUUUCACUUUUUUUUUGUUGUUGAUUUUAAUUGCUGGCACAUAUUACUUGCAGUUUUGCUCAAAUGAUGGUUGAGUUCCUAAAUGCCACAAAAAAGUUUUUUUCCCUUCUUAUCAUCGCCAACUGAUUAUGGACCCUCUGCUGAGAAGUGGCAAACCUGCAGUGAAGAUAAAAAGGCCCUCAAAUAAGCAUUAACCUGUGUUUGUUUGUGUUUUAGCAGAGACGAUGGUGAACCCAGGAGGCAGUGCUCAGUCCGCACCAGUUGGAGCUGGUACCAUGUCGUGGAAGCGCUGCGCAGGCUGUGGAGGGAAGAUCGCCGACCGCUUCCUCCUCUACGCCAUGGACAGCUACUGGCACAGCCGCUGCCUUAAAUGCUCGUGCUGCCAAGCCCAGCUCGGAGAGAUCGGCACCUCAUGCUACACCAAGAGUGGCAUGAUCCUGUGCAGAAAUGACUACAUCAGGUUAUUUGGGAACAGCGGGGCGUGCAGUGCUUGUGGACAGUCCAUCCCAGCCAGUGAACUGGUCAUGAGGGCACAGGGCAAUGUGUACCACCUCAAGUGUUUCACGUGUUCUACUUGCCGGAACCGGCUGGUCCCUGGAGACCGGUUCCACUACAUCAACGGCAGCUUGUUCUGCGAACACGAUAGACCCACAGCGCUCAUGAACGGCCACUUGACUUCACUGCAGACGAACCCACUCCUUCCUGAUCAGAAGGUGUGUUAGGAGGGAGGAGUUGCUCAAAGCGGGAUGUGUGCCUUCAUUCCAGCCCUCGCUCAUUGUCACUGAAGAUCUCUCAGUCCUGACCUGACCGCCGCCCCCACCCUCCUUUCCUAUUCACUUCCGGAGUCGCAGCACUACCCCAGCUUCCCCUUAUGAUUAUCCCAGAAUUCCUCUCUAAACCUCCCCCUGACCUGACCCCUGUUCAUAGGCGGAUUCCCAGCGUUGAGGCGCUUCCAAUGGAAAUCUGAGGACUCCAUGACUUACAGGAGACCGAUCAGACCCUGUGGGACUCAAAGACAGACAGAGAGAGAGAGAGAGAGAGAGAGAGUGAGAGAGAGAGUGAGAGAGAGAGUGAGUGAAAAGAGAGA